AUGUCUACGGUUAUGAGCCUGACCAGCGACGUCAAGUCGGGGUCUAUCAAGGCUUGUGACAAGGCUGUAGAUGAGUUGAUUUCUUUAUUGAAUCCCAGGAAUCGGACUGUUAAUCUUGCCGAUCUAGGUGACAAGAGCUAUCAUCAAAUAUUCGAGGCCCUAUUUAAUGUUGUGAUCCGCGACAGGCCCGCCUUGUAUGACAAAAGGAAGAAAGAGUCUGCUCGCAAGGUAGCCGCUGCCCGCCUGACCAAGUGUGCUUCGGCCAUCCGCAUGACCGCUGCUAGAGGUGCCCCCAAACUAGGACGCAAAACCCUGUUAGCUCUUAUAGACCACAUCACACAAGUUCUGCCGGAUCCAGAUGGUGAUUUUGUUGCACCCCUGAUACAAGAUUAUGUCAAGGCCUUGUCCGAGGUGCUCUCACGCCAGCCGCAUGUUGAGUUCCUGGCCAGGCAAGAUGCGAAGCCCUGGGAAGCUUGUGUUGACUUUCUACUUGAUAUAGUCGCCUAUAUUAUUCCUAGUGAAGCUCACAGUAGUUUGAUAUCUGUGGCACGCCCCUCUCCUGCUCCAGAUGCCUCGACACCACGCUCCACCAUGCGAUCUAAUAAUUCGAAUCAAGGCCAAAAGCGAGCAGGCCUUGCUGAGGGCGAGCCGCUCAGAGAUGCUCUUGAAGGCCUCCAGUACUUGAGUCAAGCAUCAAAUGCACCCAUAGGACGGCGAGGAAGAAACGUUACGGAACUGGCCAUUCGCGUCCUUAACAUGAGGCACCUUAGUCUUGGAUCUAUGCAAGCAAUGUGUUUCUCAAUUUGCAAUACAAUAUUUGCACGGACUCAAGCUGAAGAUCUUGAAUACGGACUUUCUUUAGUGAAGAAACUUCUACCAUUGAUGAGCUAUUGGUGGAGGGCCGAGAAGGUGUCCCAAGACGAGCUCAUAAAGGGUUUGCGAAGUGAGAUUUCCAAGACAAUUUACCUGGCUCAUCCACAUAUUGAGCAUGUAUCCAGCAAAUGGAACGAGGAGAUUCGAAAUGACAUUGAGAACCUUGUGGAUCCCCUAUGGCAAGAAUACUCUAAAAGAGGUGAACCGUUUCGGCUCCAGCUGCACGAUCUUACUUUCAACCAGUCGGCCCUGCCAAGUAGCACAAUGCACUUGAGCUUGUUUGGAAUACGAAACCAUAAUUCCGAAGGAGAAGGCCACUGGGCACUUGUGCAGAAUCUUUCAUUCCUAGAGAGUAUUCUCUUGACGCGCGGCGGCAUUUCGGCGAGGGAUACUGCGGGGAACAGCGAGCAACCACGAAAGCGACAACGGACUCGGGAAUGCCUGAGCCGCCUGAGACUGAAGCUCAGAUCAAGAGACGUGGGGACUCAAAGAACUGCACUUCAGUUAUUGCCUUUUCUGGUCGAAGGUUUCGGCAUUGCAGGCGAAGAUCUCACCUCGAUCCUAGACGAUCUAGUCACAUAUGUCUCCAACAAAGAUCCAAUUACAGCAUCAUGGGCCUUGGUCGCAUCAGCCAGCUGUGCAUCGUUGCCUCGGAUGAGUGAAUUGGAUGGAGACCAAUGGAAACAGCUCUGGCAUUUGGCUGUGAGAUCGGUUAGCAUCCCCACAACAUGCCGGGCGGCCUGUUUGCUUCUGCACCGAAUCAUUGAAAAGGAUUUACUUCCAUACAAUACUAUUUCAGAGGAUAUAGACGGUAUCGUCACAACGGCUGAUGUAAAUGGGCCUGGCCUGGUUUGUGAUACCUCACUUGCCCUAAUGCUUCACCUCUUACAUGCUCGGAAUGCACGACUGCCCAGUGCGAGUCAGGCAACAUCUAAUCAUAUAAUAAGAUGGGUGUUUCUAAAAUGGAAUCCAAACGAGUCAGCCUUUGCGUCCUCCGUCUCGGUUCUCAUCCAGCCUCUGGACCUCGUUAACCUGCUUCGAGUAUGUUGCGGCGUCCAACCAUUGCGCUGGAAUGAAAUAGCCGCUAGUUUAGGGACGUCUCUGGGGGCUACGUGGAGAACGCAACACGAAAUGGCGGGAUUUAAUGAUUAUUUACUGUUAUUGAAGCGUGGAGAACCAAGCUACGACAUCCAGCCAUGCAUCUACCGUUCGGACUCCGGCCGACAGCUUCAACCUGCAGCAGAUUCGCACAGUUUCUACCCGUCUAAGAAGCUUGCAUUUGAGCUCUUCUCUCCGAAAUUCGAUGAUCUGGUCGAACUGUGCAGUACAUGGUUGAAGAAGCCCAGCGAUGGGGGGACUCAGAUUUCUUUAGAUCGAUUCCAGAGCUUAUUAUCUGCCUGCAUCGUUGGGUCGCUUCUGCUCCCCCAGUUUGCUGACUUGAACACGCCCCAAUCAACCUCAAUGGAAUCCAACCUUGUCGAUCUAGCGGAGCGAAGCCUGGUAGUCGCAUUAGACUCUGUCGAACCGGAGGCCUUUGUGGAUGCUACCUUGCGAGUGUUACGGCCCUGUAUGCCCGGUAUGACAACUGCUGAUUUGAACAGAUCGCAUUCACACCACUCCUCCUUUCUCCAUAUUUUAACAACUAUUUCAAGAGUACUUGAUCAGAGGCAGUCCAGCACAGCUGUCGGUACAAGCUUGGGUCUGAUGGACCUCGACGACGAAUUUGACUCGCAGAGCAGCAGGGCCACGUCUGCUUCGAACCCUAUGCCUGUACCGAGGCAAAAUGUUCAGUUGUCUACAAGCCCACGAGUAUUCCACGUGGAGACAAGAAUGCGACUAGGGCUGCUUCGUGCCAUCCAUGAUGACUCUAGUCAGAUUGGUCUGCUUCCCGAAGCGUGGAUUGACGAUUUGCUGCUGAUGUCUGACGAUGACCUAUUGUGUUGUCAGGCUCUACUGUUGGAAAUUUCCAACUCUGAUUUAGUUGUGGGCUCAGAAAGUGCAUACAAUAUUAUUCAAAGACUAGGAUCAAUUAUCUCUACGUCUGACUACCAAUGCUGCGAGGUGGCACUUACGACGUGCAUAGAUGUCCUUGAUGGACUGCAUAAUAUCUGGUUGAAUGAUAAUCAAGAUCUUGCGGAAGGCGUCGGUGAUUUAUACAACUAUUUUAUCAAGGUGUGCCUACCUUCUAAUUUCUUUUCUGCCAAGGCUCAAAUGUCAAUGGCGCGUUUGCUUUUCUCAUUGCUCAGCGCAAAUCCGGCGUAUGGCACCAACUUAGGUCUGGCUUCAUGUCGUACAUCAUUACUCAACAUUCUUAGCACUGGUUCGAUGCAAGUGAAGUGCUUCGUGGCUGACAGGAUUGCUGGAAUAUUUGAUUUGUUUAUAUUGAUGCUUCAUGAUGAAAUAUUCGUCGAUGUUCUCGCAAGCUUGCCAACCAAUCCUGCAGACACGUCCGGUAUUGCCUUCAGGCUUCUUGCUUUAUCCAAGUUGGCCUGCAGAUGGCCGACUUUACUGCGGCGAUGCAUAUAUCACAUAUUCGAGACUCCAGGGAAGAUUUCGCAGUCUAUUGAUUAUGCAAAGUGGUGUCUUGCCGAUAUAUCAAGUACGCUCGAGUUGAAAUCACCGAAAGACCUUUUCCGACUAUUCUCGCGUCAGUUGCUCUACACCUGGAUGGAACAUGAUUCCAUUAACGACAUUCCCUUUGCUAUAUUCGGGUUUAAAGAUUUGGAAGAUCUCUUGCGAUCUGCCCAGGCAGAGGCUAUUGCGUUGGCGGUGAUGCGAACUCAGGAGUCAACAAGUGCUGCCUUGGCUAAUUUACUCGGAAUGACUGAAGGAGAUUUGAUCAAGCGAAACUUUUCCACCGCCUUGUCGUAUAGCAUGGCCUAUGGAGAUGCCUUCAGCGAGACCCGUAAUGAGAAGGGCGAAGACUACAUUCGAAAAAAGAUGGGAGGUAAAGGCUACAUGGAAGCAAUAUACAUCAAUCUUGUUGAUACUAUUGCAACAUUUUUCGAUCUAAUUGACCAAGAGGAUAAUCUGGAAAAGAUUUUUCGAAAACACGAAGAUAUCUGCUAUGCGGCAGACAAUCUGGAAGCGAUCAAGAAGCUGGCUUGCUCGUCCAGUAAGCUUCCACCGAAUCAGCAGCCCAUGUUUCGAGCCAAAUAUAUUAUUCACGAUAUUUUCAGGCUUUGCCAAGGCACGGAGUUUCAAUUUCAAGACCUGUGGACGCCUUCGUUGGUUCUGUCAGUGACAAGAAGCUUAUUCAACACUGUCCACCCAGCCUUGGGCCCCCUCCACGCUUGCUCUGUUCUUCGAAAAGUCAGGCUGGUCAUUUGUCUGGCAGGCCCAGUGGCGCUGGAAUCAUAUUGCCUCGAAAUGUUACUCAACUCAGUUCGCGGUUUCAUAGUCGAUGCAGAAUGCGCCGACGACGCCCUGGGUUUGACCCAAUAUCUUUUGACUGGGGGGCGAGAAUAUCUGACCCAGAAACCGUCCUUCCUCGCGGGAUAUGCUUUAUCUACUCUUGCUUCUCUACGAGUUUUUCUCGAGUCAAGCCAGUCCAGCACAACCCAAGAGAGCCAGUUCAAAGCCACAAUGAAUAAGACGCAAAAGUUCCACGAUUGGUUCAGUAAAUACUUGUCUGACUACGUUUCACCUUCCUUUCAAGAUGACGAACAAUGUAAUUUAUUCAAAUCGAUAACUUACUCCGCAGCCCGCAUCAGAUCGUCCGGCAACGCCGAGAAAGGUACAUCAGAGAGUAAACUACUUCUUGAUAUUCUGAGAGAUGGUGCCACUGGAAGUCGCUUGCUAAAUGAAUCAUCGCGCGAGCUUGCGUUAAAGCUGCUUUGCGGAGACUUCACGAUACCAGCCACAAUUCGAGAAGAUAUUGUCGAAACUGAUGCUGCUGCAAUUGAGCAGGCGUCAAGUGUGUGGAAAAGCUGUGAAGCGCAAGAUCUUAGCAAAAAUUACCUGUCUUGGGCAGGACGUGUCGUUGGCCGCUCGUUUGCUGCAUCCGGAGAUAUCCCAGAAGAUGUGCUUAAAGAAUCCGGCGUAAGCUUUUACGGUCACGUUGCUCCAAGCCCCAACGGAUCAGAGAUGGGGCUACUAUAUCUCCUGCAAGAUCUUACAGCAGACCAAAAUUCAAUGAUGGCUGGGUUAGCAGAGGCAGCACUACGGAAGGCAGUCUCGCAAGCGAUAGAAGAUGAGGAUGAACCUUUGGUUGUCGCAUGCCAAAGAAGCUUAUCUGAGAGCCUUUUCACAGCCUCACAAUGGGGUAGCUUCUGUUCUCCAGAUAUGAAGGCUACACAGGACUCGAAAUUAGACGGCGGGCAAUCCAUCUGGGAAGACAGUAUUUCAUCUCCAAGCUGGUUGCGAAGGAUCAGCACUCAUUUGGUUUCGAUUGUUUCGGAUUCAAUAUUGCUAUCGGUUUUGACACCAGUCUUAACCGAAGUACCUGGGUUUACCGAAAAAGCGUUCCCUUUUAUUGUGCAUCUAGUUUUGUGCUUCCAAAUUGAACAACAGCAGGCGGCCAAACGGCAAUUGUCAUCGGCAAUGAAGGAGUGGCUACGAGACGAUAGGCCAACGGCAACACAGAACCUGAAGUUGCUGAUUAACACCAUCCUUUAUCUCCGCACUCAGGAGUAUCCCAAGGAGUCGUCUAUUGCAGAUCGAAUGCACUGGCUCGAUAUUGAUUAUGCAGCGGCAACCGCUUCUGCGUCUCGAUGUGGCAUGCACAAGACGGCUCUGCUCUUUGCGGAAUUGGCCUCCUCCGAGGUUUCACGACCAUCUCGGAGAUCUUCGGCGCACCGAGAACACGACAUUAACGACGUGCUGCUGAACAUAUUUGAAAAUAUCGAUGAUCCCGAUACGUACUACGGUCUACCGGAAGAUGCAAGCUUGUCAAAGGUUGUUGCUCGAGUGGAAUAUGAAAAUGAAGGGUCAAAGAGCCUUGCCUUUCGAGGUGCGCAAUACGAUAGCCAUAUUCGCCUGCGGCGUCGAGAGGCAGAAACAGAUGGUCAAGCUCUCGUUAAAGCACUGGGAACGUUGGGGCUCUCUGGCUUAGCUCACUCGAUACUUCAAACACAGGAAAGCCUUGGGGUGAGCAAUCCAUCUGUUGACAAUACUUUCACCACAGCAAGGCGAUUGCAGAUGUGGAACUUACCUACGCCGGGAAAUAGUGAACACCACGCUGUAAUUCUAUAUCAAGCGUACCAAAGCAUUCACAAUUCCACGGUCUUGUCAGAUGUUCAAACCGCUAUUUAUGAAGGCUUCGGUGGUAUUAUGAAAAACAUCGCGAAUUGCAACCUCAAUGCAACGGCUCUUAGGGGCCGUCUGGCCGCAUUAGCAGCUCUCACGGAACUAGAUGACGUGCUAAAUAUCGCAGACCCGUCCGAGGUUCCCAGCAUGAUAACAAAGUUCAAGAACCGCUCCGAAUGGAUGCGAAGUGGAAUGUAUGGCGAUGUUGGUCAAGUUCUAUCUUGCAGAGAGACAUCAGUCAGUAUGGUUUGCCAGCAUAUCAGCUUGUUAAAACAUGCCAAGAUGUCAGCAGAUGUACUGCGGCAAAUGCAAGUGGAAUCAAUGAUUUUGUCAUCUGGAAUCUAUCGAUACCACCAAGCAACUCAGGAGUCCCUGAAUAUUGCAACUGCACUCUCUGAUAUGAUUCCAUUGUGCGAAAAUUUGAAUUUGCACGUUGAUGCCGCCAUCAAAAUUGAGGUCGCCAAUUCGCUAUGGGAUCACGGUGAAAUGGGAACCUCAAUUCGUAUGCUACAAGCAAUUGAUAAGGAGUCAUCGCUACCAAAACAGAGCAUUCGGGUCAAUAGGUCCGACCUCCUUUCCAAGAUUGGACACAAAGUGUCCCUGGCUCGCCUGGAAAACCCUCACGACAUUCAAAAAACUUACCUUGGUCCAGCGCUGAAGGAGUUGAAACGAGAAGGCAGCAGUGAGGCAGGGUCGGUCUAUCAUCAAUUUGCUACCUUCUGCGAUGAACAACUGCAGGACCCAGACGGGCUCGAGGACUUGGCAAGAUUACAAAAUUUGCGCGCAGCCAAGAAUGAUGAAGUCAAGGAUCUCAAGGCUCUCAUUGACUCGACCAAAGAAAGUCAACUAAAAGCCAAGUAUGCACACGUCCUCUCCAAAGAGAAGCAGUGGCUAGAGCUUGAUGAGAAGGAGCUGAAGCGAGUAGAGCAAACACGAAGUGAGUUUGUUCAGCUUAGCUUGGAAAAUUAUCUGCUCUCUCUUAUCUCAUCGGAUGACUACGACAAUGAUGCGCUGCGUUUUACGGCAUUGUGGCUAGAGAGGUCUGCUGAGGAAUCAACAAAUAAGGCCGUCAUGAAGCAUUUGUCCCUUGUCCCCACGAGAAAGUUUGCACCAUUGAUGAAUCAGCUGACCUCUCGGCUUCAAAGUCAGGAGGGCACAUUCCAAAAACUGCUCUUUGAGCUCAUUUACACCAUCUGUAUUGACCAUCCCUACCACGGGAUGUAUCAGAUUUGGUCAGGAACGAAAGCUCGAGCUCAGCAGAAAGAUGACGUGGCUGUGCAGAGAGUUAGAGCAACAGAGAAAGUUGCGCAAAAACUCUCUGCAAACAAGUCAGUCGCAAAUAUUUGGUUGUCAAUUGAUAAGACGAGCAAGUACUACCACGGCCUUGCAAUGGAAAGAAACCCUAACAAGUACAAGUCUGGAGCCAAGAUUCCGCUUAAGGAUUCUGCAGCAGGGCAGUACCUGGUCAGUUACCUUGCACGAUAUCGUAUUCCUCCCCCAACAUUGCACAUUGAGGUCUCAGUCACCAAGGACUACUCCAAUGUUCCCUUCAUAUCUAAGCUGGAGCCCACAAUGACAAUUGCGUCGGGGGUCAGCGCACCAAAGAUCAUUACUGCUGUCGGCACCAAUGGGAUCAGGUAUAAACAGCUGGUCAAAGGCGGCCAUGACGAUCUGCGACAGGACGCAAUCAUGGAGCAAGUGUUUGCCGCCGUAUCGUCUCUUUUGAAGCUGCACCGAAGCACGCAACAAAGAAACCUUGGCAUCAGGACCUACAAAGUUUUGCCACUUACGGCAUCAUCUGGUCUUAUCGAGUUCGUUCCAAACACGAUUCCGUUGCAUGAGUUUCUCAUGCCAGCACAUGAGAGAUACUAUCCGAGGGAUCUCAAGGGUUCGCAGUGCCGUAAAGAGAUUUUCAAUGUGCAGAACAGAACAACUGAAACGCGCCUAAGCACGUAUCGCAAAGUAACCGACAGAUUUCAUCCCGUAAUGAGAUAUUUCUUCAUGGAGUACUUUGUCGAUCCGGAUGAAUGGUUCGUCCGAAGAUUGGCGUAUACACGGAGUACUGCAGCGAUUUCUAUGCUGGGCCACGUCCUUGGACUGGGUGACCGUCAUGGCCACAACAUUCUUCUAGAUUCCCGGACUGGUGAGGCAGUGCACAUUGAUCUUGGUGUGGCCUUUGAGGCUGGUCGUAUUCUCCCAGUGCCAGAGCUGGUCCCUUUCCGGCUGACUAGAGACAUUGUAGACGGUAUGGGAAUCACCAAAACCGAAGGUGUUUUCAGGCGUUGCUGCGAAUUCACACUUGAUGCAUUGCGAGAGGAGCAGUACUCAAUCAUGACGAUUCUGGAUGUCCUGCGAUACGACCCUCUGUACACCUGGUCAAUAUCACCGCUCCGACUAGCCAAGCUCCAGAAAGCCAGAGACGAAGAGGGUGGCGGAGAGGAGCCGGAACCUAGUGACACAGCAGAGGCAAAGAAGGCGAAAAAGCAAAAUGGCCGGACGAACGAGCCUUCUGAAGCAGAUCGAGCACUCGAGGUUGUGAGGAAGAAGUUGUCAAAGACUCUCAGUGUAACGGCAACAGUCAAUGACUUGAUCAACAUGGCUACAGACGAACGUAACUUGGCUGUAUUGUACUCUGGUAAGAAAUCCCGAUGA
Messenger RNA from Metarhizium brunneum ARSEF 3297, 8772 nucleotides. RefSeq names its product Serine/threonine-protein kinase TEL1 (gene TEL1). Gene Ontology annotation, biological process: DNA repair. NCBI's taxonomy places the organism in Eukaryota, Fungi, Ascomycota, Sordariomycetes, Hypocreales, Clavicipitaceae. The record is from RefSeq and is a predicted model, not a curated record. Gene Ontology annotation, molecular function: protein serine/threonine kinase activity; protein binding.